AUGGCUGCGAACAAAAGGCCUCCAGAGGAUGAUUCAAAGCUACCAACUUACAAGCUGGUAGUGAUUGGCGAAGGCGGCGUUGGGAAAUCCUCUCUGACAAUCCAGUUUUUUCAGAAGCAGUUUGUUGACUAUUAUGAUCCGACGAUUGAAGAUCAAUACAUACAUCACUGUGAAGUUGAUGGACAGUGGGUGAUUAUGGAUGUUUUGGAUACUGCUGGACAAGAAGAAUUUUCUGCAAUGAGGGAACAAUAUAUGAGGAGUGGUCGGGGAUUCCUGCUGGUUUAUUCUGUAACAGACUCCCGUAGUUUUGAAGAAGCACCAAAAUUGUAUGAGCAGGUUUUGAGAGUGAAGGACAAAACAGAGUAUCCUGUUCUGCUAGUGGCCAAUAAGAUCGAUUUAGUGAGCCAGAGGAAGAUCACUGAACAACAAGGUAGAGAGCUUGCUGAUCGUUUAAAAGUUCCUUAUAUUGAAACCUCUGCUAAAGAUCCUCCUGUAAACGUUGAUGCUGCUUUCCAUGAAUUAGUUCGCAUUGUGAAAAGCUUUCCUUUGGAUGAGGAUGGUGAUAAGGUUUGUUUCACUCUUGACCACCACUAG
Messenger RNA from Enterobius vermicularis (human pinworm), 594 nucleotides. Lineage: Eukaryota; Metazoa; Nematoda; Chromadorea; Rhabditida; Oxyuridae. The record is from the annotation of a GenBank genome assembly.